AUGGCGGCGCUCAGCGGCGGCGGGCGAUGGCGGCGGGGCUGGCCGCCCGCGCUGCAGCUCGCGCGCCGCGCCUCCAAGGCCGUCACCCGCCACUGGAAGGCCAUGCACUUCCAGCGGCAGAAGCUCAUGGCCGUCACCGAGUACGUGGCGCCGCGGCCGCCCGUCCCGCCGCGCUGCCUGCCCCGCGCCGAGGCAGCGGGCGAGGAGGACGACGGCUACGCGCGGCUGCUGCGGCGGCAGGUGGCCGAGGCCUUCCGCGACAACAGGAUGAUCGCCGUGUGCCAGUACAGCCCGCUGGCCGCCGAGGACGUGGCGCUGGCGCGGCACUACCUGCGCCGCCACAACAUCGAGGUCAAGUUCUUCCUGAACGAGGUCGUCAGGCCCGUGCUGUCCCAGUCCAAGUACAGGAACCUGCUCCCGCUCUUCGUGGGGCGCAACGUGGUGCUGGUGAGCCCGGAGGCCAAGGCGAAGGAGAUGCUGCGGGUGCUGAAGAGCGUCCCGCAGAUCAGCCUGCUGGGCGCCUGCAUCGACGACACCAUCCUGAGCAGGAAAGGGGUGGAGAACUUUGCCAAGCUGCCCUUGCUGGAGGCCUCGCAGGGGCAGACGGUGGGUGCCCUGGCCCUGCUGCCCUCCCGGACGAGCUCCCUGCUCCAGCGCGGCUCCCUGCUCCUCGUGGCCCUGCUGCACCAGCACCUCAAGCAGCUGCAGGCCGGGGCUGCAGCGGCGCCUGGGAGCCCGCGGGGGAGCCCGGAGACGCCGGCACCGUCCCAGAGUGCCCAGAGCCCCUGACGCCGGCGUCGCGGUGGCUGCCGGGGCUGGCCGGGAGCCGGCUCCUUCUCCAGGGGGUUGGAGCUGAAGGGCUGGUCCUGCGCCACGCGCAGGGGGGCUGAGGAGAGCAGUGGGCCCCGGGCG
This is a messenger RNA of Nothoprocta perdicaria, 912 nucleotides long. RefSeq names its product mitochondrial ribosomal protein L10 (gene MRPL10). Gene Ontology annotation, cellular component: mitochondrial large ribosomal subunit. Gene Ontology annotation, biological process: translation. Bases 1 to 789 code for a protein of 262 amino acids. Lineage: Eukaryota; Metazoa; Chordata; Aves; Tinamiformes; Tinamidae. Gene Ontology annotation, molecular function: structural constituent of ribosome. The transcript is spliced from 5 exons. The record is from RefSeq and is a predicted model, not a curated record.